CUGCUGGUGAUAUUCCAUGUCGCGUUCUCCCAUCAACAAAUCAGCCCUUUGGCUUUUGGAGUAAAUCUUGCUCUGCUUUGAAAUCCUUCAUGUUCACAACAGUCGAUUAAAAAUGGUCAUCUCUGUUGGUUUGGUCUUCUAGGGACAUAUAAGAGACCGACUGUCCGUUGAAGAAACUCCUCUUCUCAGAUUCACAACUCCCACUCAGCCCACUUGUUCUCUACAUUACCCUGUCUCAACCACAACACCUCCAACAUGGCAGCACCAGCAAACCAAGCCGCAUGGAUCGUCAAAGCCGGAGCCCCUCUAGAAGUAGGAGACGCUCCAUUGCCCACAGCUGGCCCUGGCGAGAUCGUCGUCAAGAAUGCUGCUGCUGCCAUCAACCCGCUGGACUGUCAUAUGCAGGACUCCGGGGUGUUUGUGCAGCAGUUUCCCGCCAUCUUAGGCUGCGACGUGGCCGGCGAAGUGUAUGAAGUUGGCGCGGACGUGCAGCGAUUCAAGAAAGGAGAUCGCGUCAUUGGACACACCAUCAACCUUGUGACUGGUCGUCCUCAAGAUGGGGCUUUCGCGCACUACUCAGUCGUUUCCGUCGACAAGGCCGCUAUCCUCCCAGAUAAUAUCCCAUUCACCGACGGUGUCGUCGUCCCUUUUGCCCUGGAGGCCGCCGUGUGUGCAUUAUGCCUGCAAGAGCCGGGGGUCGCCAUGCCAGGCGUCUCGACUCCCGCUCUGGGUCUGCCGUAUCCCUCCCUGAAAGACACUGACACGGCGCUUCCUCCGGGCAAGAAAACGCUCAUCAUCUACGGCGGCUCAUCUUCCGUCGGCUCCAUGGCCACACAGUUCGCGACAGCGAUGGGAAUCCACGUCAUCGCCAUCAGCGGGGCGCACAACUUCGUGUUCAGCCAGCGCUGCGGCGCGAUCGAAGUACUAGACCACAAGGACACAGCGGUAGUCGAGAAAGCCGUGCAAGCGGUGCGUCGGCUGGGUGAGUCUGAAUUCAUCGGCAUCUUCGACGCUAUCGCCACGCCUGAGACGUACGCGCAUGAUCGUGUGAUCCUGGAGCGUCUGGGCGGCGGACACCUGGCUUGUGUGCAUCCUCCGCCUGCGAUGGCGGAUCUGCCGGUGAAUGUGAAGGCGGGGAUGAUUUUCGCGGUCAAUGAUGUCGCUGCGCCGGUUUGGAGGGACUUUGUGACUCCUGCGUUGAGGACGGGCAGGCUUCAGUGUCUCCCGCCACCGGUGGUUGUUGGAAAGGGGCUGGGAUGUGUUCAAGAUGGACUGUACCUGUCCAAGGCUGGGGUUAGUGCGAGGAAGUUGGUGGUGGAAUUCUAGGUGGAGUCUUAGAAGAGAGCUUUCUAGCUUGACGGGCUGGUUUGGGAUUUAUUCUUUUUUCAUCCGAAUAUGUCAUGGCUAUCGCUUAGGGCUAUUGGUUUGAAGUUCGGCCAGCUGGUCAAAACAACAGAAAUUGUUUAGUUUGAC
Aspergillus steynii IBT 23096 is the source of this 1473-nucleotide messenger RNA. Its product is annotated as zinc-binding alcohol dehydrogenase family protein. Gene Ontology annotation, molecular function: oxidoreductase activity, acting on NAD(P)H. The record is from RefSeq and is a predicted model, not a curated record. The transcript is spliced from 2 exons. The coding region runs from base 256 to 1326 and encodes 356 amino acids. NCBI's taxonomy places the organism in Eukaryota, Fungi, Ascomycota, Eurotiomycetes, Eurotiales, Aspergillaceae.